Cryphonectria parasitica EP155 is the source of this 2270-nucleotide messenger RNA. Its product is annotated as MFS general substrate transporter. Gene Ontology annotation, molecular function: transmembrane transporter activity. The record is from RefSeq and is a predicted model, not a curated record. Gene Ontology annotation, biological process: transmembrane transport. Bases 62 to 1873 code for a protein of 603 amino acids. The transcript is spliced from 7 exons. NCBI's taxonomy places the organism in Eukaryota, Fungi, Ascomycota, Sordariomycetes, Diaporthales, Cryphonectriaceae.
CGAAGCCUGCCUUUCACGCCACCUUGUUCAGUCCUGUAUCGUGCGUGCCCUCUGUAUCAAGAUGGCCUCCCCGCAGGACAAACAGCCCACACCUCCUCCACCACUAUCAGCACAACCACAAACGGACGAGAAGCAAGACGCAAAGGGUAAUGAUGGCGAGACCAACGCGCCCACGGGGCUCAAAUUCGUAUUGCUCAUGCUGUCCGCAUUCUCAGCAAUGUUUUUAGUAUCCUUGGAUAAACUCAUCAUCUCGACCGCCAUUCCUCAGAUCACCAAUGACUUCCACUCCGAGGACGAUAUUGGUUGGUAUGGAACUGCCUACCUGCUUACGAAUUGUGCCUUUCAACUUGUGUUUGGCAAGCUCUACAAGUUCCUCCCCGUCAAAGUGACCUUCUUGUCGUCUCUGUUGGUAUUUGAGGCCGGCUCUGCCCUCUGUGGUGCAGCUCCCAACUCGGUUGCCUUCAUCUGGGGGAGAGCUAUCUCUGGCCUGGGAGCCGGCGGCAUCCUCCCCGGGGUUAUGGUUAUUAUUGUCUAUGCAGUCCCUCUUCACAAAAGGCCCAAGUAUCAAGGUGUUUUCGGUGCUAUAUUCGGCAUCGCUUCAGUACUUGGGCCGACUGUCGGCGGUGCUUUUACAACGUACGUUACCUGGAGAUGGUGCUUUUAUAUCAACCUUCCAAUUGGAGGUGUGAUCAUGGUGUUGUUGUUUUUCUUCCUCCACCUGCCCGAUCACCCGGGCUCCAACGUGCCUUUCAAGGAGAGGAUACGACAGGUCAACGCCCUGGGCUUCGUCUGCCUCGUUCCCGGCAUCAUUUGUCUCUGUCUCGUCCUACAAUGGGGUGGCACUACGUAUUCUUGGGGUGAUGGACGUAUUAUUGGCCUAUUCGUCGUCGCCUUUCUGCUCUUGAUCGGCUUCAUCUUGGUCCAGGUAUGGCUCCCAGACCAGGCCAUCAUGCCGCCGCGCGUCUUUGUGCAGCGCAGCAUCGCCGCAGGCUUCUGGUCAAGCUUAUGCUGCGGAGCACACCAAACCAUAUUCUUGUACUACCUCCCAAUCUGGUUCCAGGCCAUCCAGGGCAAGUCUGCCAACACCAGCGGUAUAGACCUCUUGGCCAUGGUACUACCCAUUGCUGCUAUGGCGCUUGCAAACGGUCAGCUGGUUUCCUAUACCGGAUACUACACGCCAUCCUUUAUAUUCGGCUGUUGCGUUGCUGCUGUUGGUGCUGGUCUGCUGUGUACCCUCGGGGUUCAUGCCUCGGAGGGUCAAUGGGUCGGAUAUCAGGUCCUGUACGGAUUUGGCCUCGGCUUCGUCUCACAGGCUCCUAAUAUGGCGGCACAGACGGUGCUGCCGAAGCAGGACGUGGCUAUUGGUGCAUCGCUCAUGUUCUUCGGGCAAACACUAUUCAGCGCAGUCUUCGUCUCGGUCGGACAGAACGUUUUUGACAACCAACUGCGAACCCGGCUCGCCAAGGUCCCGGGCCUUGGUUCCGUCCCCGUUCAAGACACCGGUGCCACGGACUUCCUCGACAGCCUGAACAACCAGAACCGCUCUGCGGCACUCGAGGCAUAUAAUGGAUCAUUGCGUACCGUCUUCGUGGUCGCCAUGUGUAUGGCCUGCCUCGCUAUCCCGGGCGCCCUUGCUAUGGAAUGGCGUACUGUCAAGAAGAAGGGUGGUCCAUCCCCUGCUGGGAAGGAAGGAACCCAGGCGAACGGCCAGGAGAUGUUGAAGGCCCCAGGAGAAGCCGGCAACCCAGAAUCAACUCCUGUCAAGACCGCCGACGAGGAGGAGGCGGUGGUACAGGAAGGCAGGAAAACAUCCGUGACGGCCUCAACAGGAGGCUCUGCCACCGUGCAUACUGCUCCCAAGGGCGAGGAAUAGACCGUGUUGCGAUGCCUGCACCUCAAGAGGAGAUUUCUAGGCGCGAGGGUUGCGACCAAGGUGAGGUUUUUGCGGCGAUGGCCGAGCAGGCUCUUGGCGGAUAGUAUGUUGAGAGCAGUGCCUGCUAAUACUGGAGGUGGUGGAGAAAGUGGCAGGCUCAAGACUUAAUUAAUCCUAAUGUUAGGUGCUAAGAAGAAUGGUGCAUGCGUCAGCGCGGCGAGAUAGGAGUUAUGGCCAUGCGACAUCACAUAAUUAGGGUCCUACCGGACACUUAGAGAGCCGGAUUUGUGUAUUAUAGAUUUGACCAACGCCACUCAGCGUCCAAUUUAGAAUAGUUAGGUGUUUCAUCGAGCUCCAGCGAGCUGUUUAUUCAUAUUAUCUCAGGCAGAGACGAACG